CGUUUGCUAUCAGUUAUUAGUGUGUGAUGGAAAUAAAAUGAAGUGGAAGUAAUGAAUGAUUUAUUAACCACACCUCUCUCCUGACGCUGUCCCCGGGGCGUGGCUUCACAGAGUCACGUGACUCCUCCAGUGCGGCUCGCGCUGAAAGAUGGCGGCGGUGGAGCAGCGCCCGCCCGUGCGGGACGGGGUUCGGAUCGGGGUGCUGUGCAUGUGCUGGUACACCGUCAGCUCUGCUGGCAACGUGGUCAAUAAAAUCAUCCUCAACGACUUCCCCUACCCGGUCACAGUCUCUCUCUUUCAUAUAGUCUCCAUCAUCGUGUUUCUCCCGCCGCUGCUGCGAGCCUGGGGCGUCCCGCGAACGGAGUUACCGGCCCGCUACUACCGCUGGUUCAUUCUGCCGCUCGCCUUCGGGAAAUACUUCUCCUCCGUCUCGGCCCAUUUCAGCAUAUGGAAGGUCCCGGUGUCGUACGCGCACACUGUGAAGGCCACCAUGCCCAUCUGGGUGGUUCUGCUGUCACGGAUUAUCAUGAGAGAGAAGCAAACCACAAAGGUUUAUGUGUCUCUUAUACCCAUCAUUGGAGGCGUUCUGUUGGCCACUGUCACUGAAUUGUCCUUUGACGUCUCUGGAUUGAUCAGCGCUCUGGCAGCAACGCUCUGCUUCUCUUUACAGAACAUAUUCUCGAAAAAGGUCUUGCGUGACACAAGGAUUCACCACCUCCAAUUACUAAACAUGCUGGGCUUCAAUGCACUUUUGUUUAUGCUGCCCACAUGGAUUUUAGUGGACUUCUCAAACUUCCUGAUGGAUGGAGACCUGACAGAGGUUUCCAACUGGACAGGAACAAUUGUGCUGCUCCUCAUUAGUGGUUUCUGCAACUUUGCACAAAACAUGAUCGCUUUCAGUGUGCUGAACCUGGUCAGCCCACUCAGUUACGCCGUAGCCAACGCAACAAAGAGGAUCAUGGUCAUCAGUAUAUCCCUACUGAUGCUCAGGAACCCCGUCAACACCUCCAACAUUAUCGGCAUGAUGACAGCAAUACUAGGCGUCUUCCUCUAUAAUAAGGCGAAAUACGAUUCUAACCAGGAGGCCAAAAAGAAACUGCUGCCAGUUUCAGCACAGGAUAUGGUUUCAUUCGACAAGCCCCAGUCCAAUGGCUCUGGGCCCUUCGCUCACAGCUCAGACUUUCAGCACGGUCGGAGCACAGUACUCACCGACCACUUUGAGUACAGCCGACAGGCCUACACAACAAAUUUCAGCUCCAAGCAGUAUGUUGUGUGAGUCGAGCACUUUGGAGGUCUCAGACCCCCGUGCUUCAGAGGAGAUGGGUGUAUGUUUCAUACAGACGAGAAAGUGGCGGAAUGACUGGAAAAAGAAUGUUUACUCACAAAAUCCUACUGCUUUUUUCACAGGCCUGUUAUUUAUUUCAGCACAAACCCUAUUGUGUAUGUUUUCCCAUUUAGUUUAUGAGGAGUAUUUCAGUGGUAUGUGCAGAUUAUAGCAAGGUGCUGGGAUAUAUUUGGUAGGUUUUUGUUUUUUUUGCACAGGAUGCAUUUCAAUGCAGGUCAGAAUGUAACGUGUCUUCGUCGUCAUCAUGCUACUGUGAGUGAGAGACAGAUAAAAGAGUGAGACCUCUGCCAUAUAACAUACACUGGGUCACUGCAAAUACAAAUGCAUCAGGGUGUUAGUCAAUGUUCUGGUUUCGCCUUUAAUUUGUAAAUAUUUUAUUUAUUUUUAUCGAGGAAGGUGUAUUGGUUAACCAUAUCAUGAACUGAAAACACCCCAUUGAUUUUUUUCCGAAUGUCUAAUAUCUGUGAAGGAAUGUUUUUUUCAUUCCGGGGGUGUUAAAUUAGACGGAGGUCACUGUACAAGAUCACUUGAAUCAUGGUUCUCACAUUCAUAUGCAUGAUUAUCAAUUUUUUGUAUUGUUACUUUAUUUUUACUGUGCAUAACCUAUGGGUCAGUUUCAUGAAUAUUAAAUGUCUGGGAAGGGAAAACCGGGGAUUCAUAAAGCUAUUUAUUUUAUGUUAUGUUAUUUUUUUCAGGAAAUUGACAUUCUGUAGUACGUUUAAAUUUGUCUCAGUUCCUCGAACUGAAGUUUAAGAAAACUUCUAAUAAAACGUUUGUGGACA
This is a messenger RNA of Sinocyclocheilus grahami, 2127 nucleotides long. It is a transcript of the gene slc35e1, whose product is annotated as solute carrier family 35 member E1. The transcript is spliced from 6 exons. NCBI's taxonomy places the organism in Eukaryota, Metazoa, Chordata, Actinopteri, Cypriniformes, Cyprinidae. The record is from RefSeq and is a predicted model, not a curated record. Bases 149 to 1276 code for a protein of 375 amino acids.